UAGGUACUCUAAUUCACAAGUUGGGGUCAACCUAAGUGUGAUAGUUGCCUUAUUCACAGGACAAGCUGCAGAUUAAAGCCGGGAUGGACAAUUUGGGUGAAUUGGUGACUUCUCCUGCUGGAGGCAGUUUUGAGCCCCAUAUAAUCACAGUUAACAGAGGCGAGGAUAUCAUCAUGAAGAUUGUCACAUUUGCCAGACAAGGACAACCUGAAGAUAUUUGUGUGCUUUCUGCUGUGGGUUCUAUUUCAAGUAUUACACUUAGACAUCCCAAUUCUUCUGCUUGCCCAUCGACAUAUGAGGGAAUGUUCGAUAUCGUUUCACUGUCAGGAUUGUUCGCUCCCUCAGAGGUUGGGACCCCAGCUUUCAAUAGCUCAGGUUUCCUGAAGGUGGUUUUAGCAAGACCUGGCGGUCAUGUAUUUGGGGGAGCACUUGCGGGAAGAAUAAUAGCAGACAUUCCUGUACAGGUUGUCUUCGGCAGCUUUCUGAGGAGUGGGCAUCAGGAGAACUUUGUGGCAACAGAAACCACAUUGAACAAUCGGGAGGAAGAAACAGAAGCAGACUUACCUUUGCCCGCUGAUUGUCCGGAACAAGCAAAGAAAUAAAAGUAGAGCUACUCCCAUCAUUUUCCUCUAGCAGAUUCUUCUUCUUGUUCCUUUGCUAAAUAGAGGACCAAACAAGACAAAAAGACAUUUGGAUUUCAUGAUCUCAAAGUCCACUGGCAUGUUUGGGAUUAACUAGUCGGUUUCAACAGUUCUUUGUGGUUGUUUAACAUGAUGGUGUUAUAUGUUUUGUGUGUGCAAUGAAGACAACAUCUAGCUGUCCCUACAACAUAAGAGAAAAGAAAAGAAAAGAAAAGAAAAUGGAAAAUGAAACAGCACAGACAUGCAAUACAAACUAGCAAUUCAUGAGUUUUUGAGUAA
Molecule: messenger RNA, 920 nt
Organism: Diospyros lotus (date-plum)
Lineage: Eukaryota; Viridiplantae; Streptophyta; Magnoliopsida; Ericales; Ebenaceae
Product: AT-hook motif nuclear-localized protein 1-like
Exons: 5
Coding region: 84-602 (172 amino acids)
Molecular function (GO): minor groove of adenine-thymine-rich DNA binding
Source: RefSeq, a predicted model, not a curated record